This is a messenger RNA of Oryzias latipes (Japanese medaka), 2662 nucleotides long. It is a transcript of the gene pdlim5b, whose product is annotated as PDZ and LIM domain 5b. Gene Ontology annotation, molecular function: actin binding; muscle alpha-actinin binding. Gene Ontology annotation, cellular component: filamentous actin; stress fiber; adherens junction. The record is from RefSeq and is a predicted model, not a curated record. NCBI's taxonomy places the organism in Eukaryota, Metazoa, Chordata, Actinopteri, Beloniformes, Adrianichthyidae. Gene Ontology annotation, biological process: muscle structure development; heart development; actin cytoskeleton organization.
CUCCCACCCGCAGCGACCGGGGCUGGUUUAUAUGCGGAAGCUUCCGUUCCGCUCGGUAGAACACUGCGAAACGGAACCCGCCGAACCUCAGUCCGCUUUCUUCAGAGCCAAAACAGCGUCUUCAGGCGAGGUGCAUCAUGAGCAGCAGCUACAGCGUUUCCCUGCCCGGCCCUGCUCCGUGGGGCUUCAGACUGCAGGGGGGAAAGGAUUUCUGUAUGCCCCUCACCAUCUCCCGACUUACAGAGGGGGGCAAAGCAGCCAGUGCUCGCAUGAGCAUUGGAGAUGUCAUUCUUUCCAUCAAUGGCAUUUCUACUGAAAGCAUGAACCACCUUGAGGCCCAGAACAAGAUAAAAGCCUGCACAGGUACCCUCAGCCUCACUCUGCAGAGAGUCUCUGCUGUUUCUAAAGAAGAAGUGCACAAGGAUGAACCCCAAGAGAUCAUUAAGCCUGUGCCGAUCACUCAGCCUGUGGCGAGCACCGCGUACACCAAGCCAAUAACUCAGGCCAGUCCCAUAUCCAACAAGACAGCUCGGCCGUUUGGAGGGAGCGGCGGUGGGUUUACUGCCUCCUCCCCAGCUUCUACCAAAGUCGCCUCUAUUCCCUCUGAGUCCUCAGCUUUCACCCCAGCCGCCCCCUCCCAGCCACCACACCCUCCCUUCCCACUCCAGUCCAGCCUUGCUCCACAACCAGCUCCGGCAAAUUCGGUCCAGAAAGCCAGCCCUGGUCGCUCUGCUUUCACCUCCCCAUCCGCCUCCUCAUCCUCAUCUACCUCCUCCUCUUCAGCCAGAGUGACACCCUCCCACCCGAAUGUCCCACAGCCUUCUGUCUAUAACACACCUAUCAACCUUUACUCCAAUGCCAAUGCUUCUGAGGUGGCCAUCGGACAGAGGCGGGGCCUUCUGGAGAGUCAGGGGCUCUCUGAGCUUGUCAAUGGGAAGCCAGUGGUAGAACCUGAGAAUCAUUCGUCAGCACCGAGUGACGCCAGCAAGAAGCGUGUGAUUGAAGACACCGAGGAUUGGCACCCUCGGACGGGCACCUCACAGUCCCGCUCCUUCCGCAUCCUCGCCCAGAUCACCGGGACAGAGAAUGAGCAAACUUCAGAAAAUGGUGGGAAAAACGAGGUAGUUGACACAAAGCCCACUGUGCACACCACACCCACAGCCAAAACCUAUUCCAAGUCUGCAGCAGCCCCAAGGAAUGGAAACAUCGCUGCUUCAACUUUUAAAAGCAGUCCCGCAGCCCAGAGUAAACCCUCCUUCCAGCCCGGAGGUCUGCCAGGUCUUCAAAAGAUGGCUGCAGGGCCUUCCUUUGGCAGGGUUUCUGUUCCGGCUCCCAAAGGACCAGACCGGCCCACUCCACAGCCACAUCCAGAGGACCUGAACUCUCUGGUGCAGCGGGCCGAACACAUCCCUGCUGGAACACGCACACCAAUGUGCUGCAAGUGCAACAACGUCAUCAGGGGUCCGUUCCUUGUGGCCAUGGGCAUGUCAUGGCACCCAGAGGAAUUCAACUGUGCUCACUGCCGCUCCUCCCUGGCAGAAUGUGGAUUUGUAGAAGAGAAGGACAAAGUGUACUGUGUGCACUGCUACGAGCAGUUCUUUGCGCCAACCUGUGCCCUCUGCCACCAGAAGAUCCUGGGGGAAAUCAUAAAUGCCUUAAAGCAGACCUGGCAUGUGUCCUGCUUCGUCUGCACAGCCUGCCAACAGCCAAUCAGGAGCAACGUGUUUCACAUGGAGGAUGGACAACCAUACUGUGAAAGAGACUACAACACCCUGUUCAACACCACUUGCCAUGGUUGCUCCUUCCCCAUUGAGGCAGGAGACAAGUUCCUUGAGGCUGUUGGGCACAUCUGGCACGACUCCUGUUUUGUGUGUGUGGCAUGCUGCACCAGUCUGGAAGGCCAACCUUUCUUCUCCAAAAAAGACAAGCUUUUGUGCAAGAAGCACGCUCACACAGUCAACAUCUAACUUGGGGAAAGGCACAAAUUAAAAAUUUCGGUUGGUUUGCAAGAAACUAGUCAGAUGUUUUCAUAUUUUCUGAGAUGCCAAAACAUUUUCCUCUAGAAUUUUAUCAGUGUGCUGUUUUUAUUUCUUUUUUUUCUUCCUAAACAUUAGAUAUUUCAGAUUUUAAUACACUUGUUUGGGGCUGGGCUUUCUUCAGGCAGAUUACUGCCACGACCUACUGAACCCUUGUGAGGAUGGAACAGAUGCUAUUGAGAUGUCCAGAUCAAGCACGACUAAAGCCACUGCAAUUCUGAUAUCCAGAUUAUUUAACUUUAAGGAAAACUCAUAUUUAUUUGUAAACAAAGGUGUUCAAUAUGUUUUGCUAUUAAAACGGGAAGUGUUCUUAAAAGUUCGUUUUCUUUUUAAAGUUUUAUGGUAUUACAUCAUUCCCAACAAAUAAUAUUGGUUACAGAUGUGUGCAAAAUAUACAGAUUUUGUUUAAUUAUCUUCAAAUUUAGGAUUAUUUAAAAAAAAAUAGUGUUGGCUUUUUUAUUUUGUAAUGUCUGCUUAUGAGUUUAACUGUUUUUUUGUAUUAAUGAACAUUUAAAUUAGAUGUUUUCGGUUUCAGGGACACAACUCCCUGUCCAUGCUGUACUUUCUCCAUCUUUUUUAUGCAAUAAUUCAAUAAACUUAAACAAUUUUUUUCUGUUGUUAUCAGA